This is a messenger RNA of Linnemannia hyalina, 969 nucleotides long. The record is from the annotation of a GenBank genome assembly. Lineage: Eukaryota; Fungi; Mortierellomycota; Mortierellomycetes; Mortierellales; Mortierellaceae.
AUGACCCACAACUACGCGCGAUCGCUCGUCAGCGAGCUGUUCGCCCCAUUCGAGCCAAGCAGAUACAAGUUCUGGGACAAGGAGGUCUGUAAGCAUUUCCUCGUCAAGUUCUGCCCAAACAGUCUGUUCACUAACACCAAGUCAGACUUGGGUAACUGUGACCUGGUCCACGACGAAAAGUUGCGCGAAGAAUAUCAGAAGGCUCCGGACAGGGACACAUACCGCUAUGAGGAAGAGUUUUUCGAUUACUUGACAUAUCUGCAUAACGAUCUCGAGAGAAAGAUCCGCCGAGGCAAGGAACGCAAGGACAAGGAAGUUGACGAGAACCUGCUGAACCCGCGCAAGGACGAAAAGGAGGAAAAGAUGGUCAUGCUUGAACAAAAGAUCAAGGACACACUCGCCAAGGUGGAGGAAGCCGGCGAGGAAGGGCGCGUCGAGGAAGCCCAGGUCCUGACAGAUCAGGUCGAAAAGAUGCAAGCAGACUUGCAACAGCUCAAGCAGAACGACGAUGUCAACCCAAUCUUCCGUCAAGAGAACAAGAUGGAGGUUUGCCAUGUCUGUGGCGCUUUCCUGGUCAUGAACGACACUUCCAACCGACUGGACUCUCACCUUCAAGGCAAGCAACAUACUGGCUACCAAAAGAUUCAUGAGACCUAUGAGGAGAUGAAGAAACAAAGAGGUGAUCGACCCCACUCAAGCUCGUCUCGUGGUGGCAGACACCGUGACGACCAAGGAGGCUCUGGACCUCAGAGGGAUCACUUCUCCGAUAGCAGAGGCGACCGCGAGCGAGGCGGGUACAGGGAUUCGCGGAGUUAUCGUGACCAACCCUACCGGAGAGACGACCGCAGGGACAGGGACAGGGAUCGCGAUGGUGGACGACGAGACAGGAGCAGAGAUCGUGGCGGCCGACGGGACUAUGACCGCGAUCGGGACUACAGACGUGGCGGACGGGACGAUCGUCGCUUUUAA